GUCCCGAAAGUUUCAGCUUCAGGUAUCUAAUCUAGUCUUUCUCUUGCGGAAGUCGUGACUCUCACCCUUUUUUCGGUCAAGUCCCACUACUCACUCUCCCCACGACAUCAAGCGCGACCUGGCCUGCGUUAUUGCUUUCUUUUCGCCAAGUCCCAGCCAUCGCUUCCGUAACCUCUCGCUCUUUGUAUCCCUCUUGCUGGUUUUUGGAUUGCCACGAUGCCUCCUACCGAUACGAGCAGAAAGCGACCCAGCGAUGGAGGACCGGAAGAUGCCCGGCCCCACAAGAGGAGAUCGCAGGGCGCACCUGCUGCGUCCUCGAGCCCAGCCUCUGCCGAAGAGAGCGACCCUCCAGCGCUGACCAGUCUCGCGGAUGGAUCGAGGAGAUACGGCGAGUUCAAGGGUGAUAUAGGAGAUGGCAUCCAUAGGACAUUAUCCGGAGGUGGCGCCCUCUUCCCAACCAACUACAAGCUCGAUAUCAAAUAUCCCUCCCCGUGGAUCUGUCCGCUCUACAACUGUAGGAUUCCUUUCGACCAGUGCAGUAACCUUGGACGUCACUUUUCGAAAGCUCAUCGCGGCUUGAAACUCUACGACGAGGAAGAGCGCGGUUUCUUUCACACCAGAGGCAUGAGAACUAACCCAGACAAGGACGGCAGGUUUCGACCCAUUGUUGUCGACAGAGGAUUUCGCGCUCCAGGUAGACAAGAUGAUCGACAAGCCCCGGCCGCUUCCGCCGCUGCCACCGCAACCGCCCUUUCCCCGUCUACUGCUGCUCGCGCCGUCAAUUCUUCUGUCUCGACGCUUACCACUCCCGCCCAAGCGGCGCGGCCAUCGUCUCGCAAUGUUAUCGACCUCAGUAGCGAUAACGAGGAUGUCAAGCCAGUUGUUAAAGGUACUCCAGUGGGAAACACUGCCUCGCGUUUCCCGGCACAACGAGAGAAAGCAAGAGGGGAGACCAAGAACACUGGCACUGCUAACAGGGUGAACAAUCCUCAAGAGCUGGGCGGUGCACAGCAUCAUAGGAACAUCUUUGCGAGUUGGAGGCAGGAAGCCGGUGCGCAGCACCUCGAAGACAGCUCGUCCACAUCCAACAGUGAAGAUGAUGACGAUUCCGACCCCUUCGACUUUGAGCCCUCCAAUCUGCCUGUUCUCCGCAAGAACGCCACACAACAGCAGGAAACAAGUACCGAUACUUCACCGAUCGUCCUUGCCGACUCCAAGCAACCGUCCGAUCCCAGCAAGUCAGCAAUUUGGCGGUACCUCAUGACGCUUACCAAGACCGAAAUUCCGGUUCCUGAUGAUCCGGCCAUCACUGAGCUCCUUACACUCCCAAAGCGCCGCGACCUUCCGAAAACAUGGCAAAAUAGAGUCUCGAAGUUUGAGGAUUUCCAUCUGACUACACUCACCGCACUAGUUCUAUAUAUCGGUGGGGACGAAGCGUCUAACAGCCCCUGCAAAUGGAUGGGAUGUAGCGUCCAAACAGAGAUCGAGUUCAAUCGUGGGAGCUGGAUCGACUACAUGUAUGCAUUUCCUAAAUGUGUUUUCCUGCCAGUUCCAAUCAGUGAGCGAUUGGGUCAUCAUUUGUGCUGCAACGCAUAUCACAGGGGCUGGAAGAAGGAAGCCCCUUGGAAGAACAUGGUUCCCAAUGAGCAAAUCAAGGCGGCACGGCAUGCAGAGCGUGCGGAGGUCAUGAAGAAUGCAUCUACCUCUAUCAAUAAGUCUGCUGGCACCUCACUGAGCACGAACACACCAAGCACAAUGCCAAAUACGGCCACAUUGACAAGCAAAGCUGGCAAUGAUGCGGUGCAGCUAUCACUAUCGCAAACCUCACUACCUGGAUGCCCUCCUCUGCAACCUGCGACCAUGGUUCGGGAUACGACCACUCACCGGGGCUCGGCACAACAAGCAACUUCACAAUACGGUGUGACGGAACACACAGGAAAUAAGUCCGGGUUGGAAAGCUCUCCAGUGAAUCCCAACGUAGAAACGAAUAAGUGGCUUAAUGUUGUGAGAGACAAAACAAGGAAGAAGACGAAAGGAGAAGGUACGCGCCAAAAAGAAGACCUUGGAGUGGAACAACAACACUCAUUGACUAGCCAGGCCCAAGUUACUCCAGUAUCUUCUGCGGCAGCUUCUCUGUCCAACCUUACGAUGCAGGACACAUCCACGGCUCCUUCCACAUCUCAGCAGCAAAGCCGCUCAGAAAACUCGCAGGAGGCAGCCAUCUUCAACCCGGCCAAUAAAUCCCCCCAGUUCCUCGGCCUCCAAGGUGAAGAGACCCAACUCCUACAGGCAUCCAGAAGGCACACCUUGGAAUGCAUGGUCGUGGCAGGAAGCAUGAAGGUCAAGAUCAUCAAAAACGGUGGCAUGGCUAUCACAAGCAGGGUGGACGCAUCAAAGACUUGGACUGUCGACCCGGACAGUCAGUGUUUGGUCAGCAACUUUUUCCCGGCGGCCCAAGAGGUUGCUGUGCUUAAGGUCAAAUCUCAGCCCGUGUUGGCAAGUAAGGAAUGAUUAGCUGAGGAAGAAAGAGUGGGAUAGACAUAACUGGUGAAAGAUGUAGGAGGUUUUG
Messenger RNA from Neurospora tetraspora, 2569 nucleotides. RefSeq lists its product as uncharacterized. The transcript is spliced from 6 exons. The record is from RefSeq and is a predicted model, not a curated record. Bases 217 to 2511 code for a protein of 764 amino acids. NCBI's taxonomy places the organism in Eukaryota, Fungi, Ascomycota, Sordariomycetes, Sordariales, Sordariaceae.